Molecule: messenger RNA, 546 nt
Organism: Exserohilum turcica Et28A
Lineage: Eukaryota; Fungi; Ascomycota; Dothideomycetes; Pleosporales; Pleosporaceae
Exons: 2
Coding region: 25-531 (168 amino acids)
Source: RefSeq, a predicted model, not a curated record
GCGGAAACCCACACAGCACACAGAAUGAACCGCUUCAGAGCAGGCGUGCCGAUAACACGGUCACUAUGGAAGCGCACGGCGAUACAAACACGGCCAGCGCGACGACAAGUCCAGCAGAGGGAUUUUGCCGCUGAGACACAACCGCCGCCGCCGCCACGCAAGGAGCCAUCGCGAGCUGGCGCAUACUACGGCACCUUUGGUUCCCCGCUACUCAAAUGCUUCCUCGGCGCCCUCUUUACCUACCAACUCGCCUACUACCUGUGGUACAAGCUCGAGACCAUCGAAGAGCAGCACGAGACGCGCUCGGAAAUCGCAGAGUUACAGGAGGAACUGCGACAGGCAAUUGAAAAGCAGCGACACUUUGCGCAGGAAAAGUUGGGACACGCGGCUGAGGUGGUGCAGAGGGAGAAGCACGAGUUGGGCGAGGCGGUAGAUGCCGUUGUCGCUGAAGUCAAGGAGGGCGCAGAUGAGGUGGGCAAAGGGACCAAGGCCGUGGGAAAGGUUGCUGGUGGUGGGUGGUGGCCGUGGUGAUUUUGAUGAACGACG